GGUUUUUUGUAGAAAACAAGCGCUGAGUAGAAACUUAAAUCAUUGUGAGAAGUGAAGCCUUAGAAUAAUUUUAAACAGAGGGAAGUAAAAUUUUAUAAAAUUGGUUGCUUGAAAUUUUGUUGUUUGUUGUUUGUUAAAAGUUUUAAUUUUAUCAAGUUAAUUUAAAUAUAAAUCUCGUCUGUUAAUCAGUGUUGUGGAAAAUUUGACUUUGAUCUUGAAAAAUGAUUUUUAAUUAUUUUGAAAACGAAAAGAAGCUGCUCUACCAUGAGCAUGGUUCUGAUGAAAUUCCCGAAGAAAUCAUAGCCGAAUUUUCCGGCAAAGAUGUCACUCAAGUGGAUUUCUCAUCUAAUUCUCUUGUGUCCUUAGAUUGCAUUUCUCGUUUUGCAAUGCUACGUGAAGUCAUCCUUGAUAAUAAUUUUUUGAGUGACGCAACAAUUUUUCCCAAGCAUAGUUUCCCAAAUAUAACUUUAUUGUCAUUAAACAACAACAAGCUUGAAAACCUCAACCAACUUCUGGAUAAUCUCGUGCGAUGCUUUCCAAACGUUCGGUACUUGAGCUUAUUAGGAAAUCCGCUAUGCCCUGCGAUAAAGUUAGAUUUCGUCGAAGAAGAUAAUGAAGCGUACAGAUUGGACAUUAUCAGUCGGUUACCAAAGUUGAGGUUUCUCGAUGCAAAACCUGUUCAUAAAAAUGAAAUAAUGUCGAUAAAGCAACGAGAAACAAAUUCAAAAAAUGAUCAGGAAGGAGCGCAAUCAACAGUGCCAACAGAAUCAGAACAAAGUGAAGAUGGAGUUGAGAAGAUUGGAGGCAUGAUGAAAUUUUUUGGAUUUAGGAAAAAGAAGGAAAAUGUUCCCAGAAGUCCACCGGAAAAUCGUGUCACUUACAAUCCGCUACCGAGUGAUGAGCAAGGAAGUUCAUCUCAAACGCAAACCCCAAGAGUCGCUUAUGGAAAAAUGAAAAACACUUACGAAGGUUCUCAAUCUCAAGGAAAUCGUUUCAUAUUAAAUCAAGAUUUGUAAUGAGUGUCAUUGUUUGUUUGUAAAGAUAUGUCACAAUAUUUGGUUUUAAUAAACAUCUCUCUUUUCAUUUAUUUGUAAACUUUUAAUCUGACUCAUUCAUCUCUACUGAAUGCCUGUUUGAACUUAAUCACAUUCUUUGUUUACAACAAAAAC
This is a messenger RNA of Clunio marinus, 1169 nucleotides long. The record is from the annotation of a GenBank genome assembly. Lineage: Eukaryota; Metazoa; Arthropoda; Insecta; Diptera; Chironomidae.